Molecule: messenger RNA, 780 nt
Organism: Histoplasma capsulatum G186AR
Lineage: Eukaryota; Fungi; Ascomycota; Eurotiomycetes; Onygenales; Ajellomycetaceae
Product: DNA-directed RNA polymerase III subunit C31
Exons: 3
Coding region: 1-780 (259 amino acids)
Biological process (GO): transcription by RNA polymerase III
Cellular component (GO): RNA polymerase III complex
Source: RefSeq, a predicted model, not a curated record
AUGUCACGCUUUAGUGCAAACCGAGGCAAAAAGCUGCCUGGUUCGGAGUUCUCGUGGGAUACGGAGGCUGGGGGAGAGCCGGAUAACGCACCUACGCCAUUGUUUCCAAAAUACUCAUUUCCAAUUGCAAAACCGCUUACAGAGGAGGAACGCAGCCAGGUUGACUAUUACAGGCGGUUACGAGAGAUGAUACACGACGGACCCUAUUAUACAGUGUUGAGCGCAUCCCCUUUAUCACAUAUUGGAGGAGCAGCAGCUUCGAGAAAAGCUCAAUUUGAUCCUUUUCAAGGAAUGGCGACGUAUGGACAGAGGUAUUUGAAGAAAACUCGGACGUUACCAAAACUUUCAGGAAGACAGUAUGUUAUGAACUUUUUCCCAAAAGAGCUUUGGUCGACCCUCGACCCAAAAUAUGCCAGUUUGCAAGCUGGUGGUGCCAAUGGACUUGGUUCUCUUUUACGAGGCGGCCAAAAGCGCGGCUUUGAGGAUGAAGAAGAUGGCGAUGGGGACGUUGGCCCGUCUCGGAAGAGAAUAGCAGCUGAUGAAGAAGAUGAGGAAGGAUCGGAGGCCGGUGAAAAACGCAAACAGGGAGCUGGAGUGGACGAUGAGGAUUUGUUGGACGAGGAAGAAGAUGAAGGGGAAGAGGGAAUUGUUGAUGAUGAUUUCGAAGACGAUGAGGAGGAUAUGGGCGGUGAUUAUAACGCGGAACAGUAUUUCGAUGGCGGGGAUGAUGAUGGAGAUGGGUACGACGGGGGUGGAGAAGGGGAGAAUGAUACUUAUUAA